UUUCUUUAAUUCUCCCUCCCUCGCCUCCCUCAGUGUCCCUCUCAAACGCACGGUUCCCAAUGUCUCUCUCCUCCCUCCUCCUCCUCCUCCUCCUCCUCAUUGCUCCUCACGCUCAAAACCCAUCAUUGCUAGCAAGAGCGCAAGUAGAAGAAACCAACCUCACUCUUGAAUGGCCCCCAUACGCCCACUCCAUGUACCCAGCUUACCCAUUUGGAGCCGAGGAAGACGACGUUGAAGACCCUGAAGCGUUUGGGUCUGAUUCUCCCCCCAUUAAGGGCGCAAGGAGGUCCCUGUCUUGGUAUCGGAGGCGCUCUUACAUCUCCUACGGAGCUCUCUCCGCCAACAGAAUCCCGUGCCCGCCGAGGUCUGGGAGAUCUUACUACACCCACAACUGCUAUAGAGCCUCUGGGCCUGCUCAUCCUUACUCUAGAGGCUGCAGCAGGAUUACUCAAUGCCGGAGGUGAUCCGAUCCCACCAUCCCAUUUUUAUUUGAUUGAUCUAUAAACUACAUAUGCAUGUUAGGUGUUUUGGUUGUUGGGCAUUUAAUUUGGAUGAAGUGUGUUUGUUGCUGUGUGGUAUCGUGCCAAUUUCUUGCGAUUAGAUGCUGUUGGGUUAGUGUUAAAAGGGUUGUUCUUCUGAUGGCGCUUAUUAGAAUAUCGUCAUGCUGGUGUUUAUGCAUGUUGGUAGGCUUAAUUUA
Messenger RNA from Asparagus officinalis (garden asparagus), 697 nucleotides. RefSeq names its product protein RALF-like 34. The record is from RefSeq and is a predicted model, not a curated record. NCBI's taxonomy places the organism in Eukaryota, Viridiplantae, Streptophyta, Magnoliopsida, Asparagales, Asparagaceae. The transcript has a single exon. The coding region runs from base 60 to 464 and encodes 134 amino acids.